AUGGCGGAAAAAGCCAAACCUAAUUUUAACUUGCUCAAAAAACCCAAGGAUUUUUGUUGGGACGCCCAGUGUGAACAAGAAUUUGUGGAUUUCAAAACCUUUUUGUCUACACCCCCUAUCCUAACCAAACCUCAGGAACAUGCCGAGCUUUUGUUAUACCUGGCCGUAGCUGAUAAUGCAAUCAGCUCGGCACUUAUGCAAACCGACGGUAAGAAACAAAUUCCUAUUUACUUUAUUAGUCGUGUUUUGCAGGCAACCGAGAAGAGGUACCAAACUAUUGAGAAAUUGAUCCUAGCCUUAAUAACCUCGGCGCGCCAACUAAGGCCGUAUUUCCAAAGUCAUCAAAUUGUGGUCAAGACUGAUUACCCUAUUAAACAGAUACUUCGGAAGCCCGAUCUCCCAGGUCGGAUGACAACUUGGUCGAUUGAACUAUCUGAAUACGGAAUCAGGUAUGAAAGCCGAGGAGCUUUGAAAGCCCAAUGUCUUGCUGAUUUCAUAGCUGAGCUCACACCUAGCCUCCCAUUGGAAGAUCAAUGUUGGAUUUUACAUGUCGAUGGCUCGUCUAAUACCAAAGGUAGUGGUGCUGGUAUUAUCCUUGAUGGUCCUAAUGAUAUGAUGCUUGAGCUUGUAAUUAAAUUUGAUUUCCGAGCCACUAACAAUCAGGCAGAGUACGAAGCUCUACUUGCAGGUUUAAGACUGGCAAAAGAUGUUGGUGUUAAGAAGCUCAAAUGUUGCAGCGAUUCUAAACUAAUUACAGAGCAAGUCGAAGGAAGUUACCAAACCAAGGAACCACAACUCCAAAAGUAUAACCUUAUGGUGUCUCAUUUAACCUCUUCUUUUGACCAUUUUCAGAUUGAGCAUGUUCCACGAGCACACAAUGUUAGAGCUGACCUGCUAUCCAAACUAGCCAGUACUAAACGUCCAGGACAGCACAAAACAAUUAUUCAGGAGACAAUUAGCGCACCAAGCUAUGAUUCUAUAGCAGUUUUGGCCAACAAUCCUGGUCAGUCCAGUUGGAUGUUAAGCAUAUGGCAAUAUCUCACAAACGGUACUUUACCGAGCGACAAAGUUGAAGCUUCAAAGGUCAAAGCCAAAUCUUGCCAUUUCACACUCGAAGCUGGUGAAUUAUUCAAAAGGGGAUUCUCAGUACCCCUUUUAAAAUGCCUUAACUCGGAUCAAGCUGAGUACGUAAUGGACGAGAUCCAUAGAGGCAUUUGUGGCAUGCAUUCUGGAGCUCGAUCCAUGGCUGCAAGGGUGGUCUGA
Messenger RNA from Cajanus cajan (pigeon pea), 1263 nucleotides. RefSeq lists its product as uncharacterized. Lineage: Eukaryota; Viridiplantae; Streptophyta; Magnoliopsida; Fabales; Fabaceae. The record is from RefSeq and is a predicted model, not a curated record. Gene Ontology annotation, molecular function: nucleic acid binding; RNA-DNA hybrid ribonuclease activity.